AUGAGAGGCGGUAGGAUCCUAAAACCUGGCUCCGGUGGGCAAGAAAUACUCCUCUACCACCUUCAGAACAGAAUAAUUUCCGGCAUACCAAACCCUGAAAUCGGCGAAUGCGACUUAUACGGUGAAAAGGAGCCAUGGGAGAUAUGGGAUCAGGGGUCCAAUAAAAACCUGCAGGAAGACCUUCUCGUGUUCACCAAGUUGAAGAAGAAGACGGCCAAGGCCUCACGUGUGGACCGCACGAUCGGGACGGGAUCGUGGAAAGCCGAGGACGUCGGCGUCGAAAUAUACUGGAGAGAAAAUAGCAUUCUUGACGGGAUGGCGACGACGCUCUUUGGGAUGAAAAAAAGGUUUCACUAUGAGGGUCGAAGCAGCUCCGUCGAUGAUGAUCGUCUGCACUGGAUCAUGUACGAGUACAGCCUUGAUGCCGACCACCAUGCACAAUGCCAAGACUAUGUUAUCUGCCGAAUGAAAAGGAUAGAUGAUUCAGGAAAGAAGAGCAAAUCACGGAAACGGGAAAGCACAGAGAUCAUGGAGAAAGGUAAGGAAAUUUAUAAAAGAAAUCACGGAGAAGUUGCACAAGUCAACAAUAUUGGUAUUGGAAGUACUACUGCAAUGAAAGCAGCAGCCGAACCGGCCGGAGUAAAUUCAUCGGAAUCACGGAUGGGGAAUUUUAGCUGCAGUCAUAUUGUAACUAUGAGAAAUACCAAUGAAUUACUGAUGGACAUAAAAUCAUUUGGUGAAGAGCUAACUGGAAAUCAUCAAGCAGAUCAAACUAUGGAGGAGCCAGAUGAUCAGAUUGAGAUGAUUGAUACCAAGCGUUUUGUUGACGUUUGGAACGUUAAUGGGUGUGAACUGCUCAAAAAAUAA
Messenger RNA from Carya illinoinensis, 867 nucleotides. Its product is annotated as NAC domain-containing protein 86-like. Lineage: Eukaryota; Viridiplantae; Streptophyta; Magnoliopsida; Fagales; Juglandaceae. The transcript is spliced from 2 exons. The coding region runs from base 1 to 867 and encodes 288 amino acids. The record is from RefSeq and is a predicted model, not a curated record. Gene Ontology annotation, biological process: regulation of DNA-templated transcription. Gene Ontology annotation, molecular function: DNA binding.